This is a messenger RNA of Hibiscus syriacus, 802 nucleotides long. RefSeq names its product NAC domain-containing protein 104-like. Gene Ontology annotation, molecular function: DNA binding. Gene Ontology annotation, biological process: system development; regulation of DNA-templated transcription. The transcript is spliced from 4 exons. The record is from RefSeq and is a predicted model, not a curated record. Lineage: Eukaryota; Viridiplantae; Streptophyta; Magnoliopsida; Malvales; Malvaceae. Bases 87 to 695 code for a protein of 202 amino acids.
CACUCACUCACACUAUAAAUAUCACCUCAGUACAAACCCUUAUUCUUCACUAUUCUUCUUCUUUGUUUUUGCAGUGUUGGAGAGAUAUGGGAGAAAAUAGCAAUGUAAAUCUUCCCCCUGGGUUCAGAUUUUAUCCUACCGAUGAAGAGCUUGUGGUUCACUUCCUUCAACGUAAGGCUGCCCUCUUGCCUUGCCACCCUGAUGUCAUCCCUGAUCUUGAACUCUAUCCCCUUGAUCCAUGGGAACUUGAUGGCAAAGCUUUGUGUGAGGGCAACCAGUGGUAUUUUUACAGUAGGAGGACGCACAACAGGAGUACAAGAAAUGGAUAUUGGGAGCCAAUGGGAAUAGAUGAGCCUGUUGUGAAUAGCAUCAGCAGCAAGAGAGUUGGCAUGAAAAGGUAUUUAGUUUUCUACAUCGGAGAAGGUGGUCCGGCUGCCAUCAAAACCAAUUGGAUAAUGCAAGAAUAUCGUCUCUCCGGUUCUGAUUCCGGCACGGGAAAAUCAUCCAAACGCGGUGGACAUUCCAAAAUAGAUUACAACAAAUGGGUUGUCUGCCGAGUUUAUGAAAGAAAUUGCAAUGAGGACGAAGACGAUGACGGAACAGAACUGUCGUGUUUGGAUGAAGUGUUUCUAUCGUUGGAUGAUAUGGAUGAAAUUAGCUGUGAUGACGGAGCAAAAUAUUUCUCAAGAUCAUAGCUAGCUAGGGUUAAUUCCAUUUUCCAUUAUAAAUGUUUUAUCCAAAUGUAGAAUGUUGGCAUUAAUGUGUUUCUAGGGGAAUGAUAUUAUCGUCAAUUAGUAUUAAU